Messenger RNA from Phragmites australis (common reed), 1651 nucleotides. RefSeq lists its product as uncharacterized. The transcript has a single exon. Lineage: Eukaryota; Viridiplantae; Streptophyta; Magnoliopsida; Poales; Poaceae. The record is from RefSeq and is a predicted model, not a curated record. Bases 319 to 1437 code for a protein of 372 amino acids.
CAUCGCGUUGCAUCUUAGCCUCACCUCAGAUCUCGCUCAACUGCUAGCUCCACCCCUCCUACCUCCCCACCUCGCCGUCGAGCACCCCGCGUUUGACUAACACCAUCCAGGCUUGAAUUGGUGUCCUGGGCGGUGGCGACGCGCCCAGCUACGUACCUAGUCCUCUGAAUUGGUCGCAGCUGUUCGACUUCAGUGCUUGGUCCAGCUGCUCUCAAGGGAUGGCCCGGAGCUCCAAGAAGGCUCUGUGCCGCCAUUGAGCUGCGCCUUCCUGCUGCCGAAUUCGUGGUUUUUUUCUGGAUUAUACUGUGGCGUUGUCUGAUGGGUUGCACGGGGUCCAGGCACGCACUGCGCGGCGGCGUCCGGGGUGGCGGCCGGUCGCCGUACGCGCGGAGCUGCUCCGGACCGAUCGCCGGGGGCGUGCACCACACCGUCGCGCUCAAGUCCUCCACGCUGGGGUCGCUCAGCCUGGACCGGGACGAGGAGAUGAUGAAGUGGCGCGACGAUGGCGGUGUCAGUGCGGCGAAGACGCCGCCGCCGAAGCAUCUGGUGAGGAGGCAGAGGCAAGUGCUGGGCUCGCCGGCCAAGACGCUGGUCCGCGAGCCUGAGGUGAUCAACGUGUGGGAGCUCAUGGACGGCCUCGAUGAUAAGGACGAGGAGGGCGACGCCGACAGCGAGGAGCGGCGGGAGAAGUCGGCGCCAGGAUCGCCUGAGUUUGAUCCGGACGUCAUCGCCGCGUUCCGGAAGGCGCUUGAUGAGAUAUCCCCGCCACAGGACGGCCCGGGCAACGACGAGGGCAUCAAGAAGCGUGACGGCACGGGCAGUGAGGAGGGCGUCAAGAAGCGCGAGAUACAGCGGUUCCCGGGCAUCGUGCGCGCGCGGGUCAGUGCGUUUCAGCAGAGGAUCGACGCGAAGCUCGCCAAGAUGGCGCCACCGCAGCCGCCGGCUCCCCCACCCCCGCCGGAUAGUGCCGGGAAGGUGGUGCUGUACCUGACCAGCCUCCGCGGCAUCCGCAAGACGUACGAGGACUGCUGGUCCACCAAGUCUAUCCUCCACGGCUACGGCGUGCGCGUCGACGAGCGCGACCUGUCGAUGCAUUCCGGGUUCAAGGACGAGCUCCACGCCGCGCUGGGCUCAGCGGGCAGGCUCCCGCAGGUGUUCGCGGACGGCAAGCACCUGGGCGGCGCCGAGGAGAUCCGCCGAAUGCACGAGGCCGGGGAGCUGUCCAAGGCACUGGAAGCCUGCGAGAUGGCGCCGCCGAGCAUCGCCGGCAAGGGCAUUGCGCUGGAGGCGUGCUCCGGCUGCGGCGGCGUGCGGUUUGUGCCAUGCGAGGAAUGCUCCGGGAGUUGCAAGGUGUUCCUCGAGGACGUGGGAAGCUUCCGGCGGUGCCCCGAGUGCAAUGAGAACGGGCUAGUGCGAUGUCCUCUCUGCUGCCUGUGAAAUCUCAGAUUUGCUGUGGGAUUUGUAGUGUGAUUUUGCGAGAUGCCCGAGGACUGUUCUUCGUUUGUAGUUCAGAUUUGUACAGAGAAAUUAUACAUCUGUUACUUUAGGACUGAUGAAGUAAUACAUUGGUUCUACUUGUGUUUUCUCUUUAUCUAGAGUUGGAUGUGUACAAGCAUGACCAGAAUCUAAAGGACUGAAAUACUAGCUCUCA